GAGCAGACCUAAUAAAUGAUGGAAUCGUGGAACACACCUCGCAGCUGCGUCACGGAGUAUUCACACCGCACUGGAUUCAGCUAUAAAUAUGCCAAGAACACUGAGCGUAGCAGAAGCAAGAAGUCAAUCCAGAAUCACGCCAUGGUGACGAGCAGAGUGUUUUCGGCAAUGCCAUUGCUGAUCAUGGUGGUGGCACUGGCCGAGCUAGCCGCCGGAGCGCGCACCGGCGGCAUCGCUAUUUACUGGGGCCAGAACGGCAACGAGGGCACGCUGGCGCAGACCUGCGCCACCGGCAACUACAAGUUCGUCAACGUCGCCUUCCUGCCCGUCUUCGGCAAGGGCCAGACGCCGGUGCUGAACCUGGCCGGCCACUGCGACCCGGCGUCCAACGGCUGCACCGGCGUGGGCGCCGACAUCAAGUCGUGCCAGAGCCUCGGCAUAAAGGUCAUGCUCUCCAUCGGUGGCGGGGUCGGCAACUACGGCCUCUCGUCCCGCGACGACGCCAGGCAGGUCGCGGCGUACCUCUGGAACAACUACCUCGGCGGCACGUCGCCGUCGAGGCCGCUCGGCGACGCCGUCAUGGACGGCAUCGACUUCGACAUCGAGAGCGGCGGGGGCCUGUACUGGGACGACCUGGCCAGGUACCUCAAGGCGUACUCGCGGCAGGGGCGGAGCAAGCCGGUGUACCUGACGGCGGCGCCGCAGUGCCCGUUCCCGGACGCGUCGCUCGGCGCCGCGCUCCGCACCGGCCUGUUCGACUACGUGUGGGUGCAGUUCUACAACAACCCGCCGUGCCAGUACAGCGCGGCCAACGGCGUGGGCAACCUGGCGAGCGCGUGGAAGCAGUGGACGUCGAUCCCGGCGAGGCAGGUGUUCCUCGGGCUCCCGGCGGCGCCGCAGGCCGCCGGCAGCGGGUUCGUGGAGACGAGCGACCUGGUGUCGAAGGUGCUCCCCGUGGUGAAGAGCUCUCCCAAGUACGGAGGGAUCAUGCUGUGGUCAAGGUACUACGACGGGCUCACGGGGUACAGCGACAAGGUGAAGUCCAGCGUUUGAGCUGGUAAGCUCGUGUCACGGACCCACGGCGCCGUUCGUGUGGAAUCACGCGCGCGUUUCACGUAAGAUGGAGUAGUUUCUAUACAUUUCAGGAGGAAAGGAAAAAAAGAACACAAUAAGAUGGCAGGCCUGUACUCAUUUAGGAGAGGCACACAAUAAGAAUGUCUUCCAUGUCA
This is a messenger RNA of Oryza brachyantha (malo sina), 1229 nucleotides long. RefSeq names its product acidic endochitinase-like. NCBI's taxonomy places the organism in Eukaryota, Viridiplantae, Streptophyta, Magnoliopsida, Poales, Poaceae. Gene Ontology annotation, biological process: carbohydrate metabolic process. Gene Ontology annotation, molecular function: chitinase activity. The coding region runs from base 16 to 1053 and encodes 345 amino acids. Gene Ontology annotation, cellular component: extracellular region. The record is from RefSeq and is a predicted model, not a curated record. The transcript has a single exon.